AGGCUAUCCAAUAUUUUCCAGAGUCUUCUUCGUUUACUUAUUUGUGUGAAUCAUAUAUUCAUUUAGCACAUUGCAAAAUAUCUGCAAUAUUAUGGUAAUAUUUGAAUCAUGGCAGCCCAGGCAGAAAAUGGUAGCAUUUUUAUUGAACUCGUGGAUAACGAGGACAACUUUGAAUUAGAAACUCAAGUUUCAAACUCGACGAACAAUUUUACUGGAAUCCAAGACGCAGAUCCAACUUCCAGUAACAGUGAAGCAGACCAUGACCAGGUUUACGCUAUAAGCAACGCCGUCUCAAUCGUGUUUAUUAUAAUCGUGGUACUGGUAAUAUUCUUUUGGAGGAGAUACCAGAGAAAUAAGAAAAAGUUAAAAAAGUUGACAAAGGAGGAAGUUUCCAAGUUUCUAGAAGGUGAUAAUGUUGAUCCGUCCAUCGAUCCGGAAUCCAAUCAUCCAUUUUCGAUCCCUUACGACCGAAACUUUGAAAUUGACCUGAAUAGCGUGGAAAUAGAUCGAAACGUACUUCUUGGAUCUGGUGCUUACGGAUUAGUAUACAAGGGAAAAAUGUUGGAAACUAAUAUGCCAAUUGCCAUUAAAACCCUUAAACCGAAUGCCGAUAUUCUCUACUUUCGUUCACUCCUUUCCGAGCUCAAGGUCAUGACAUAUAUUGGGCAUGAAAACGAAAAUAUUGUGAAAUGUAUUGGGGCAUCAACGGCGGAGUUAACAUCCAGAAAAUUGUACAUCAUGGUCGAGUUUUGUGCACUUGGAAGUAUGGAAGCAUAUCUCAGAGAUCACAGAAACGAUUUCAAACAUUUGACUGGAAGACCAACUUCGAUGUGUUCCGACUAUCAGAACUUUCAGCAAAUGCCUGAUCCUUCCACUAAUGUGUCAAUUCAAUUAGAAGACAAGAAGACAACUUAUACGAAAUAUGUCAACUUUUCAAGGAACGGAGUGCCAUCUGAUAAAUUGACAGUCAUGGACUUGAAUAGAUUUGGUUUUGAAAUUUGCAAUGCAAUGGAAUACUUGUGGACAAAAAAGAUUGUGCACGGUGAUUUAGCCGCUCGCAACGUGUUGCUAUCCGAAUACCGACAAGUCAAGUUAACUGAUUUCGGCCUGUCCAGACAAAUGCUUAACUACAGCACUUACGUCAAGACAGCGACAAAACAGCUUGCCCUCCCCUGGAGGUGGCUCGCGAUAGAAACGAUGCAAAAGAGUAUUUUCUCUACAAAAUCUGAUUGUUGGGCCUUUGGUGUCACGCUAUGGGAAAUUUUCUCUCUUGCUCAAGUGCCCUAUCCCGGUCUUGCGUAUUCACAAGAUUUUAUCAAAAUGUUGGAGAAGGGACUAAGAAUGAACUCUCCGAGUGAUUUUACACCUCCAGAAAUAUAUAAAAUCAUGAUUGACACAUGGCAUGAAAAUCCAGACGAACGGCCAACAUUCACAGAAUUGAAAGAUACAUUGCUGGAAUUGUGUCUUACGUAAAGUUAGAUCUGCAUAAAAUGUUGUUAUCGUAUGUAUAACUAGUAAAUACAAAUAAAAAUCAUGAAGGUUGAUAUCAUGAAGUGACACAAAUGAAA
Messenger RNA from Folsomia candida, 1568 nucleotides. Its product is annotated as vascular endothelial growth factor receptor 1. NCBI's taxonomy places the organism in Eukaryota, Metazoa, Arthropoda, Collembola, Entomobryomorpha, Isotomidae. Gene Ontology annotation, cellular component: signaling receptor complex. The transcript is spliced from 10 exons. Gene Ontology annotation, biological process: protein phosphorylation; cell surface receptor protein tyrosine kinase signaling pathway; positive regulation of kinase activity. Gene Ontology annotation, molecular function: transmembrane receptor protein tyrosine kinase activity; ATP binding. The record is from RefSeq and is a predicted model, not a curated record. Bases 109 to 1473 code for a protein of 454 amino acids.